CUUAUUGUCAAAUCAUUAAUGGUGCUUGGAACCAUUAUUAACGCGGUCCUGAGUCCUGACCUCGUUUGCUGGUCAACUAACACGCUUUAAAUUCAGUCUCUUUGAACUUAGAAGGCAAUAAUAAUUUCCCACAUCCCGUAGUAGUUGUUGACUGUGUAGCAAAGUUUUAAUUUGCAUUAGUCGGUUUCGAAAUUUAAGAAUAUACCUUAUUGUUUGUUGAAGCCAAAAUUUUAAUUUCAGUCUACUUUAUAUGGUAAUUUCCUUUCACUUUCACUCUUGUCUAUUGCACACUGCCGAUAAUGAUGUUGGGUUAGAGAAAAUAAUGGAGGCAAACAAGUUAUUAAAUUAAUUAAUUUCAUAUUCUUCUUUUUUUCUAGUCACUACUUUUCUGUGAGCAUCUUUUCUUGUCCCAAUAACAUAGAGUAAGGUUCGUACUCCCUUAGUCUUCUCCAUAUAAGGAAAUUAAAUACAGAGAGACUAAAUUGUAGUGUUGAUGAGGAUGGAAGGAGAAAGAAGGAAGCGGAAAUUGGAGAGUAGUGAAGAAGAAGAAAAAGAAGAAAAUGAGGAGCAGAAGAUGGAGACGUUCUUCGCCUUGGUGAAAAGCACGAAGGAGGCGCGUGAUCUCCUCUUCAAUAAGGACAAAACGGAUAACAAGGUUGAUGAGGAUGAAGAAGCCCUCAAGAAGGGAAAAGCUACUUGGAUUCCAAUGUUUCAGCCAGAAGAUUUCAUUGAUUAUGGAGAAUUGGGAAGAAGAAGUAGUCAUAAUAAUAAUAAUAAUAAUAAUAAUAGUAAUAAUAAUGUUCCAACAACAACUCCGCAUGCAUCAGGUGCAGGUCCUUCGGAGAAACAGAAGGAGGAGGUGGUGGUGAUGGAGAAACAACAUUUGCAAGAAGCGGCGGCGGCGACGCUGGAGGCACCUAUUCCAGAAAUAAAUGAACAGAAGGAGAAAACAAGUGAUCUUCUAGACUUAAAUCUUUCUUUGUGAUAAAUGCCAUAUAUGUAUGUGAAUGUAUGUAUGUGAUUUGCUGACCUAAUUGUAUCUUUAUUGUGUUAUUAAUUAUAUUAUUGAUCAAUUAGUGUUUAUUGUUGAGAUAAUAUUCAAUUUGGCCCGAGUCUCAAUUUAGUUCCCGAGAUUUCAAUUGUCUUUAUUUAGUCCCAAAAGUUUAUAAACGUGCCUCAUAUUAGUCCCUAAGACGAUUUUUAGUAUACAAACGUUAAUGGAGCGCUGUUAUACACCAUCAGAUGUAAUGUUAAAACUUGUAAAAUAAUGCAGUUUUGGUUUUGGCAUUUAAAUAGCUAAAAAACAGCAUCGUAUUACUUAUUUUGUUAAGUAAAAUUUUAAUAAACACCAUUUACGAUGUUGUUUUUGGGUUAUUUGUUGUUCACGACAGUGUUUCGUUAAUGUUUGUACGUUAAAAAUUGUUUUAAGGACUAACAUGAGUUAUGUUCACAAAGUUUGGGGAUUAAAUAGCGACAAUUGAAAUCUCAAGGACUAAAUUGAGACUUGCAUGUAAGUUCAAGGAUCAAAUUGAAUAUUAUCCCAUUCAUUGUUACUUCAUGAUUAACCAUGGAAUUGUUUAUACAACGGAAGAGAGUCAUCAUGUUUAGUAUACUGUGGUGAUUUUUCGUGCUCAAUCCUUAAUAAUAAUCUGCCUUCUGGCUUUGUCUGUUAAAGUUUUACAAGCAGCGUCUUGGCAAUUGAGGAGAUUUCUGUACUUUUACUCUCUUAGUUGAUUAAUAACACUUUAAUUGUUCAA
Molecule: messenger RNA, 1757 nt
Organism: Arachis stenosperma
Lineage: Eukaryota; Viridiplantae; Streptophyta; Magnoliopsida; Fabales; Fabaceae
Exons: 1
Coding region: 494-985 (163 amino acids)
Biological process (GO): regulation of systemic acquired resistance
Source: RefSeq, a predicted model, not a curated record